Molecule: messenger RNA, 1331 nt
Organism: Oryza brachyantha (malo sina)
Lineage: Eukaryota; Viridiplantae; Streptophyta; Magnoliopsida; Poales; Poaceae
Product: syntaxin-132-like
Exons: 13
Coding region: 211-1128 (305 amino acids)
Biological process (GO): intracellular protein transport; vesicle fusion; exocytosis
Cellular component (GO): endomembrane system; SNARE complex; plasma membrane
Molecular function (GO): SNARE binding; SNAP receptor activity
Source: RefSeq, a predicted model, not a curated record
CUGAAUUUUUCGUUUCAUUUCCCAAGCCACGAACCUUCCCUUUCGCCUCCCAAAUUUCCUACCAAAACCGCGGCUUCCUAUCUGUUCUAGCCGCCAAGAACCUGCCUCCGCCACCGGCGCAGGCGCCCCUGUGAAAAAAAUUGGGAUUUUUGGGCCUCUUUGAGGUGUAAAUUCUGAGAAUUCUGAGGGUUCUUGCCGGUUGCAGCGAGAAUGCGUAACCUACUGUCGGAUUCGUUCGAGCUCAGCAAAGUGGACCAAGCCCCAGCAAAUGUUGAUAUCGAGCUAGGGUUGCAGAGUAACAUGGGCAGUUCUACGCAGCCUGGUUUUGAUGGCUUCUUUGAACAGGUUGGGGAGAUUGAGAAGUUACUUGAUACGUUGACAAAGUUACUGAAGGACCUUCAGAACUCAAAUGAGGAGUCAAAAGUUGUUACCAAGGCUUCAGCUAUGAAAGAAAUUAAAAAGCGAAUGGAGAAGGAUGUCAAUGAGGUGACAAAAGUUGCACGGCUGGCAAAAUCAAAAGUAGAGAAGUUGAAUAAAGACAAUGCUGCAAACAGAGAAAAACCAGGCUUUGGCAAGGGUUCGGGUGUGGACCGAUCCCGGACUACAACCACAGUUUCAUUGACAAAGAGGUUGAGAGAACGAAUAUCUGAGUUUCAGACAUUAAGAGAGGCAAUCCAGAAGGAAUACCGGGAAGUAGUGGAGCGGCGUGUUUUUACUGUAACUGGCGAGCGUGCUGAUGAAGAGACAAUUGACAGGUUAAUAGAAACUGGUGACAGUGAGCAAAUUUUUCAGAGAGCUAUUCAGGAACAAGGCCGUGGAAGGGUACUUGACACUCUCCAAGAAAUCCAGGAGCGGCAUGAUACGGUGAAAGAGAUCGAGCAGAAGCUUCUUGAGCUGCAGCAGAUUUUUCUUGACAUGUCAGUGUUGGUUGAGGCUCAAGGAGAGAUCCUGGACAAUAUAGAGUCUCAGGUAUCAGGUGCAGCUGAACAUAUUCAGACUGGAACAAACCUCCUCCAGAAAGCAAGAUUUCUGCAGAAAAACACACGGAAAUGGACCUGCAUAGGGAUAAUCAUUCUCCUGAUAGUCAUCCUCAUCGUUGUGCUCUCCUUAAAGCCGUGGUCUAAGUAGAAAAACCUUGCAUCUCAGAAGUCAGAAGCAUCAUGUUCAUGUCGAUUUUGGCUGGUAAUGUUAUCUUUUGUGUAGUUCUACUUCUAGAUGUGUAUAUGCCAGUAUGCCACGGUGCUAGAGCGUCAUGUACUUUUCUGUGAAUUUUUGGGUGUGAACUUAUUCAGUUCUCUGUGAUAAGAAUAAUGAGCAUGCAGCUUGAUUAU